AUGGUGCAGACAGGCGUGGAGCAGACAGGCAUGGUGCAGACAGGCGUGGAGCAGACAGGCAUGGUGCAGACAGGCAUGGAGCAGACAGGCAUGGAGCAGACAGGCAUGGUGCAGACAGGCAUGGAGCAGACAGGCAUGGUGCAGACAGGCAUGGUGCAGACAGGCAUGGAGCAGACAGGCAUGGUGCAGACAGGCAUGGUGCAGACAGGCAUGGAGCAGACAGGCAUGGAGCAGACAGGCAUGGAGCAGACAGGCAUGGAGCAGACAGGCAUGGUGCAGACAGGCAUGGAGCAGACAGGCAUGGAGCAGACAGGCAUGACGUGUGUGCUCCAGGACCAGCUGUCAGUGGAGGUGCGUGCAAGGACAGACGCCCAGGCCCGUGUCCAGAGACUCCUGCUGCAGAACAAGGACCUGCUGCAGCACAUCUCCCUACUGGUCAAACAGAUCCAGGAGCUGGAGCUCAAGGCUGCUGGAGGACUCAGCUCCAUGGGCUCCCAGGACAGUUUGCUGGAGAUCACCUUCCGUGCCAAGCCCCCCCUGUGUGACGCCCCCACCAUCCCCACUUCCAUGGGCCCCCAGCAGGGUCAGCCCCAGAUCAACAAUGGCCCAUGGGCCUCCACCCUAACAGGGUCCUCUCCACCAGGGACCAGGGCCCCGGAGAGCCUCUCUCUGGGGCCUGGCGGCAGUGCCGUGAGGCUGGAGUGCUUCCGCUUCCCCCGCCGCAGGGGAGAGGAGCCCCACCAGAACCAAGACCAGGAGGGGGAGAGUCCGAGCUCAGGCGGCCCAGACGAGGACUCCCCUGUGGGUGGAGAGGAGAUCCUUGGAGCCCUGGAGCUCCUCCGGUUCCGGGAGUCGGGGAUCGGUUCGGAAUACGAGUCCAACACGGACGAGAGCAGUGACAGGGACAGCUGGGGGCAGGGUGAGGGGCGGGGCCUGAGGGCACGGCACGCCUCUUCAACGUGCUGA
Oncorhynchus gorbuscha (pink salmon) is the source of this 966-nucleotide messenger RNA. Its product is annotated as carboxyl-terminal PDZ ligand of neuronal nitric oxide synthase protein-like. Lineage: Eukaryota; Metazoa; Chordata; Actinopteri; Salmoniformes; Salmonidae. The coding region runs from base 1 to 966 and encodes 321 amino acids. The transcript has 3 exons. The record is from RefSeq and is a predicted model, not a curated record.